Messenger RNA from Stomoxys calcitrans (stable fly), 419 nucleotides. RefSeq lists its product as uncharacterized. The record is from RefSeq and is a predicted model, not a curated record. NCBI's taxonomy places the organism in Eukaryota, Metazoa, Arthropoda, Insecta, Diptera, Muscidae. The coding region runs from base 109 to 342 and encodes 77 amino acids. The transcript is spliced from 2 exons.
ACAAAAAUCAUAUGGUUUGUCGUAAUCAUAUCUACAGCAUUUAUUUAGAUUCGUUUUUAUUAAAAAUUGUAUUUACUUGCAAAGGAUUAUAAUAAAAAUAACAUCAAAAUGAACAAGCCGCCACAACCCCCUCAGAGUUUUGUUAAACGCAACUUGGUAUCAAUUGUUAUGGUGCCCACAAUAAUAGCUUUUCAUUACGGAUGGAACGUUAUGCAAAAUAACCGAGCAUUGGUACAGGAACAUGAACAAAUUGACCUGCCGGUGGUAACGUUUGCCAAAUUUGUAUGGAGAAAAGUUACUGGAUCUGAGGAUCCCUCUAAAGCGAAUACAAAAAGUUCUUAGUAAUAAUGCUAUUGUACUCGUAUGUGUCUAUUGCAAUGUAUUUAUUGUAAAUAAAUUUUUUAAGUUACGAAAAGGAA